CUCUAUUUGCGUUGCGUGUAGAGUACUCACAGGACAUGCAGUUUCCUGAGUGCUGAUCCGUAGGAGCAUCUGGCCAACACCAUCAUCCAUUGUGAUUCGCCUUUGCCAAGAGUGCCUGCUACUUUAUGAUAGGCAUUUCGCUCCACUCACACGAACACACUCCGCAAGAUGCCAGGCUAUUACCAGUCCCUCGAGGACCGAUUCGAGUCUCGUUUUUACGUGACGCCGCGCGACACGCCACCUUCUCGACCUAAUGCAGAGCCCACCUCGCGAAGGUAUCGAUACUUCUACGGCUUUCCACCCCAAGCAGCACCAGGCCGACCACAUUUGCUCUUCUGUCACGGUUUCCCUGAUGCUCAAUCCUUCCUUCGCAUCCUCACACCCUUUGUCCUUGCGGGAUUUCAUUGCGUGGCACCGGACAUGCUCGGAUAUGGAUUGACUAGCAGACCGUCCAUAGAGAGGAUUGCAGAGUAUGGAGCGGGCGCGCAGGUCAAGGAUCUAGUGGGACUUAUGGAAUCACUCAUUGGCACCAAGGACAAGUUUGUCGUCAUUGGUCACGACUGGGGCGCAUACAUUUCCUGGUUUUUUGGAGUACAUGCGCCAAGCAAGAUCGCAGGCAUUGCGGGCCUGUCGGUGCCAUUCACGCCCACAUUGCUGACCAGCGAGCUGCCAGACUUCGAUGAGUUGUUGAAACGUGUGCCAUCCUUCGGCUACCAAGCCUUCUUUGCGGAUCCCAAGAGCACCAAAAUUGUCGAGAACAAGAUCGAGACCUUUACGGCGAUUGCAUUUAUCCAGCCUAGAAAGCUUGCAGGCACUCGAUGGGGCAAAUCGCUCAACCUCAUGCCGAAAGGCCGCUUUGAGCAAUUUCUCACCACGCCUCAAGAUCCGGCGCUGGAACGGACUGUCAAGGAGUCCAGCUUGAUCCCGCCUGGAUCGGAAGAAUGGGAGCGCGCUCUGCGGUACUUUGACCCUCGACGAGGCGGCACGAUUGAUGGAGGACUCAAUUACUAUAGAUGUCGCCAAGUCAAUUGGGAAGAGGGCAAAGCUCUGAGAUCUCAAAAGCUGCCCAAAGGCCCAGCAUAUCUGCUCAUCAUGUCCACGCACGACGCAGCUCUGCCCGCCUCGCUUGGGUCUAAAAUGUCCAAGCAUCUGGAGGAUCCUUCCGCCUUGACGACGCACAUUGUCAAAGGUGCUGGACAUUGGAUCCAUCUGGAACAGCCUGCGCUGACUGUGCAGCUCAUUCGCAAAUGGUUGGAGACUCAAGUGGGAUGGGGUCGAGCAGGUCAUCUGUAACACGAAAAAACUCUCUACUUGGUUGCGAUUGAGACAGCAUGUCCGAGACUUGCCUGCUUCCUGCACUAUAUAUGGUGUUCAGCCUCCCCGCGCUGCAAGUGACGAGAUCCCAGCCUGACCUAUCAUAUCCGCUGUCACCGGGAAUUGUGAGUGUCUCGCGACCCAUAUGCAGUUACAAACACGAGCAAUGUCAGUGAUGUACGAGCG
Molecule: messenger RNA, 1500 nt
Organism: Ceraceosorus guamensis
Lineage: Eukaryota; Fungi; Basidiomycota; Exobasidiomycetes; Ceraceosorales; Ceraceosoraceae
Product: alpha/beta-hydrolase
Exons: 5
Coding region: 169-1293 (374 amino acids)
Molecular function (GO): hydrolase activity
Source: RefSeq, a predicted model, not a curated record